Messenger RNA from Metopolophium dirhodum (rose-grain aphid), 2001 nucleotides. RefSeq names its product bleomycin hydrolase. Gene Ontology annotation, cellular component: cytoplasm. Lineage: Eukaryota; Metazoa; Arthropoda; Insecta; Hemiptera; Aphididae. The record is from RefSeq and is a predicted model, not a curated record. Gene Ontology annotation, molecular function: cysteine-type aminopeptidase activity. The transcript has 9 exons. The coding region runs from base 404 to 1774 and encodes 456 amino acids. Gene Ontology annotation, biological process: L-homocysteine catabolic process; response to toxic substance; proteolysis.
UUUGCACGAUAUUUUCACCAUUUGUCGUUUACUCGUUUUCGUCGCGUCCUAUUCCGCCUUCCACGAGUCUCGUGAUUUGUUUUUGUUUUUAUACGAAUUCCCGGUUUACCGUUUUGUUUGUUUCCCACCCCUCCGCCGCCGACGAUAUUAUUAUUACUAUUCGCGCACGCGCGUUCGUGCACGGUAUAUUUACACUGCUUCGUACUAUUAUAGUGCACUACAAUAACACACUUACUUGCUUGCGCUCCACUAUCGUGCACUGUGCCACCGUGACUACUGCCAGCAGCCAUCGCCGCCGACUCUAGUUCAUAUCGAUAUUCGAUAACGCCUGACCACCAGGGAAUCCCAGUCAUAUUUUCCGACACACGAUCUCGAUCAGUGCUGCGUUAACCGUUCCGGAAAAAUGGCGAAAACCUUCUCGUCCGUCAUCAAUCCCAAAAAUAUUUUAAAAUUCAGUGACGCAUUCUACAGUGAUGCCAAAAAUGUGUUGGCCCAAAAUGCCUGUUCUCGUGUUAGCCCAACAGAAGUGAGCACGUCAAGAAAUAGAGUACAGGAAUGCCAUCACUAUUACACGCACAAGAUUGAGUCUGAAGGCAAACCAGUAACUAACCAAAGAAGUUCGGGUCGCUGUUGGAUAUUUGCAUGUUUAAAUGUGAUCAGAGUUCCAUUUAUCAAACAAUUCAACUUAGAAGAAUUUGAGUUCAGCCAAGCUUAUAUAUUUUUUUGGGACAAGAUUGAAAGAAGCAAUUACUUUUUAAAUGCAAUUGUACAAACCGCUAAGCGUGGUGAAACUGUUGAUGAUAGAACCACUGCUUGUUUACUCACUAAACCUAUUGAAGAUGGAGGUCAGUGGGAUAUGUUGGUCAACAUCAUAACCAAGUAUGGGUUGAUGCCAAAGAAGAACUUCCCUGAGUCGUUUAGUUGCGAGACUAGUAAUACUGUUAAUGUUAUACUGAACAGCAAGCUUCGAGAAUAUGCUAUAAUUUUGCACAAACUUGUCAGCGAUAACGCCACUGACAAUGAGAUUAAAACCAAAAUCGAAGAACAAAUGCAAGUCAUUUAUCGAAUUGUUGGUAUUUGUAUGGGUAUACCACCAGCUACAUUUGAAUGGCAAUACUAUGACAAAUCUAAAGUGUUCAACACUGUUGGACCUAUCACUCCAUUGGAUUUCUAUUUGACACAUGUCCGCCCUGUGUUUGAUGUCGUAGAAAAGGUGUGUUUGAUUUCGGAUCCACGACCAAACAACCGGUACGGUAAAUUGUACACAUUGGACAUGUUAAAUAAUAUGGCUGGUGGGCGAAAAGUUCUCUAUAACAACCAGCCAAUUGAAGUAUUAAUCAAGGCAGCUCAAGAAUCAAUUGUAAAUAAUGGUGAACCAGUAUGGUAUGGAUGUCAAGUGAGCAAAAGAUUUUCUGAUAAGCUUGGAUUGGAAGAUUUGAAAAUUCAUGAUUACCAGUUAGUCUUUGGAACUGAUGUAUCGAUCCCGAUGACUAAAGCUCAACGUAUGUUAUAUGGUGAAUCUGCCAUGACACACGCAAUGGUACUAACUGGAGUCAAUGUUGAAAAUGGUAAUGCAACCAAGUGGCGUGUUGAAAACUCUUGGGGUGAAGAACGUGGUGACAAAGGUUACUUGAUGAUGACCACAGAUUGGUUUAAAGAAUACGUGUUUGAAGUGGUUGUAGACAAGAGUCUUUUAUCCGAAGAGGUGUUGUCUGUGUUCCAACAAGAACCUCAAGUACUUCCCAUUUGGGAUCCAAUGGGAACAUUAGCUUAAUUAUUACUGAAUUAUUAUUUGUAUUUUUUUCCAUACUUAUCUUAUUAUGUAUGAAUAUUAUAUAAUAUGCAAUUAUUUACAUAAAAUGAAGUUUGAAAAUGUUUUAUACUAUUUGAUUGUAUUGGACAUUUCCAAACUUUAUUUGUAUACUAUACAAUAUUGUAUUCUAUAAUCAUAUGUGUGCUAUUUAAAUUAAAUUACACACAUAUAUAUUUUAUACAUUAUAA